AUUAUGCUUCUCACAAUUUGAUCCUGCUGAAUGUGUUUCCCUGUUAUUGUGACUUGCUGCUGCCCUAUGACUCACGGACUCUGAUCUCAUUAAAAUCCUGAAACCGUGGUGCCAGGUGUUCAGUUCAUGCCAAGAUGAAAUGUUCACUGUAGCUGAACUGAAAAAGGAGAUAAAAGAUUAUAGCAAUAUUAGAAGAUACGACUCACAGCAAAAUGCUAUCUGACAAAGAAACAAAUGCACAUCAAAGCAGCCAGAUGGAGUUAAUGGAUUUACAAACAGAGGAAAUUGUUAAGAAAAAAACACUUCUCAAAUAUAAGAUACUCUGUGGUGUUCUUUUAGUCUCUUUGGUGGUUAUAUCACUUGGACUAGGCUUGGGACUUGGACUAAAACAUGAAGACCAAGUGCAAGUCAGCUGCAGAAACAGAUGUAAUGAGCCAUUUAAUAAAGAGGGGCAGGACUGCCAGUGUGAUGGUGGCUGUAAAGAGCGUCAAAACUGCUGCUGGGAUUAUGAGGGUACCUGCUUGGAACCAACUCAGAUAUGGACAUGCACUAAACUCCGUUGUGGUGAGACACGGAUAAGUGGAAGCCACUGUUCUUGUUCUGAAGACUGCUUGGAGAAAAAAGACUGCUGUGUAAACUACAAAAGUAUUUGCAAAGGUGAAACGCCUUGGGUGAAAGAAGCAUGCCCAUCACUUAACACUUCUCAGUGCCCAGAAGGGUUUGAUUUGCCACCACUUAUCCUUUUUUCCAUGGAUGGUUUUAGAGCAGAAUAUUUACAAACAUGGACUUCUUUACUGCCGAAUAUCAAAAAACUCAAAACAUGUGGCACGCAUUCAAAGUAUAUGAGAGCUGCUUACCCCACCAAAACUUUCCCAAACCACUACACUAUUGUCACGGGGUUGUAUCCAGAAUCUCAUGGUAUCAUUGACAACAGCAUGUAUGAUGUAAACUUGAGCCAGAGUUUCUCACUUUCUGGGCAGGCAAAAUACAACCCUAUCUGGUGGAAAGGACAGCCAAUCUGGCUGACAGCAAUGUAUCAGAAUUUGAAGGCUGGCACCUUCUUUUGGCCUGGAUCCGAUGUACCUAUUAAUGGAACAUACCCCAAUUUGUACAGGUUGUACAACAAAUCAAUUAUAUAUCAACAGAGAAUUUCAGAAAUACUCACCUGGCUUGAUGGUUCCAAAUCAGAGAGGCCAGAUUUCUAUACUUUGUAUAUUGAAGAACCUGAUAGUUCUGGACACUCAUAUGGACCAGUUAGUGGUGGAGUCAUUAAAGCCUUGCAGUUAGCAGAUGAGGCAUUGGGAAUGUUAAUGGAGGGACUAAAACAGAGGAACCUGCACAACUGUGUAAAUCUCAUUGUUUUGGCUGAUCAUGGAAUGGAUAAGACCUACUGCAACCAGUUAGAAUACAUGACGGAUUAUUUUAAUCACAUUAAUUUCUACAUGUAUAAUGGGCCUGCAGCUCGCAUUCGGGCUUACAAUGUUCCAGAAGACUACUUUACUUUUGAUUCUGAAGGAAUUGUUAAAAACCUUACCUGCCGAAAACCCAACCAACAUUUCAAACCCUACUUGACACCCAACUUGCCAAAGCGAUUCCAUUAUGCUAACAACAUUCGCAUUGACAAAGUUCAUCUUAUGGUGGACCGGCAGUGGUUGGCUGUUAGGGAUAAAGCUUAUACAUUUUGUGGUGGAGGUAAUCAUGGCUAUGACAAUGAGUUUAAAAGUAUGGAGGCUAUCUUCAUAGCACAUGGCCCAAGCUUUAAAGAAAAAACUGAAGUGGAACCUUUUGAAAACAUAGAAAUUUAUAAUCUAAUGUGUGAUCUGCUGCGUAUUAAACCUGCACCAAACAAUGGAACUCAUGGCAGUUUAAAUCAUCUUUUGAAGACACGUUUCUAUAAUCCAUCGCAUUCAAAAGAAGAGUCGCCUCCAUCUUCGUGCCCCUUUACCACAUCAACUCCUCUGGAUAAGUUAGGAUGCACAUGUGCCACAUUAGCAUCGGAUUUGGAAGCAAUAAAUCAAAGAUUAAAUCUCACCUCAGAAGGAAUAAAGAAGGCGGAGAACUAUAAUUUGCCCUAUGGCAGACCUAGAGUUCUACAGAAGCAAAACACCUACUGCCUUCUUCACCAUUAUCAGUAUGUGAGUGGAUACAGUCACAACAUCUGGAUGCCACUGUGGAGUGCAUACACUGUCAAUAAAACUCAGGCAUAUGCAUCUUCGCUUCCUUCCACUGUUCCAGACUGUCUGCGGGCUGAUGUUAGAAUCCCGGCUACUCAAAGCCAAAACUGCUCUGACUACCAGCUAGACCUGAACAUCACCCACGGGUUCCUGUAUCCUCCCAAUUUCAAUGCAACUGGUCCAGAACAAUAUGAUGCCUUACUUACCAGCAAUAUUGUGCCCAUGUAUGAAGAAUUCAAAAAGAUAUGGAACUAUUUCCAUGAUGUGCUGCUUCUAAAUUAUGCUGCAGAGAGGAAUGGACUGAAUGUGAUCAGUGGACCAGUGUUUGAUUACAAUUAUGAUGGCCAUUUUGAUGCUCUUCAUGAAAUUACACAGCACAUAAACAACACACAAAUCCCUGUCCCGACCCACUACUUUGUGGUGCUGACCAGCUGUAAGAACCAGUCCAAUACGCCACUGAACUGUGUGGGCUCCUUGGAUGUUUUGUCUUUUAUCAUUCCUCAUCGACCUGACAACAGUGAAAGCUGUGCUGAUGGGAAACCAGCGUCCCAGUGGGUUGAAGAAAGAGUUUGGGCUCAUGCAGCACGUAUUCGAGAUGUGGAACUUGUAACUGGGCUUGACUUUUACCUGGACAGAGAUCAGCCUCUCUCUGAAAUUUUACAGCUGAAGACAUUUUUGCCAACAUUUGAGACUAUCAUUAACUGAGCAUGUGUUAGAAACUUGGACAAAUAAAUCUAAUUAAAUCAAUGUUUCCUUCAAAGAAAAAGCUACUACAGCUCUUCAAUUUAUCAAGAAAACAAACAUGUUGUAAUAAAAGAAACAAUUUUAUUUACUUUUUCUCAAA
This is a messenger RNA of Dermochelys coriacea (leatherback sea turtle), 3018 nucleotides long. RefSeq names its product ectonucleotide pyrophosphatase/phosphodiesterase 3 (gene ENPP3). The record is from RefSeq and is a predicted model, not a curated record. Gene Ontology annotation, biological process: nucleoside triphosphate catabolic process. The transcript is spliced from 25 exons. NCBI's taxonomy places the organism in Eukaryota, Metazoa, Chordata, Testudines, Dermochelyidae. Gene Ontology annotation, molecular function: metal ion binding; nucleoside triphosphate diphosphatase activity; nucleic acid binding. Bases 213 to 2879 code for a protein of 888 amino acids.